This is a messenger RNA of Gossypium raimondii (Peruvian cotton), 372 nucleotides long. RefSeq names its product secreted RxLR effector protein 161-like. The record is from RefSeq and is a predicted model, not a curated record. NCBI's taxonomy places the organism in Eukaryota, Viridiplantae, Streptophyta, Magnoliopsida, Malvales, Malvaceae. The transcript is spliced from 2 exons. The coding region runs from base 1 to 372 and encodes 123 amino acids.
AUGGACGUCAAAACAACUUUCCUUAAUGGGAACAUGGAAGAGGAUGUGUACAUGAUACAACCUGAAGGUUUUGUCGAUCCAAAAGAUGUUGAUUACACUGAUGCUAGUUUCCAAACCGAAAAGAAUGAUUCACAAUUGCAAUCAAGUUUUUUGUUUUGCCUUAAUGGUGGAACUGUGAGCUGGAAAACUUCAAACCAAGAUACAGUAGUUGAUUCUACAACUGAGGACGAGCAUAUUGCAACUAGUGAAGCUGCAAAAGAGGUUGUUUGGAUCAAGAAGUUCAUAGUUGAACUAGAGGUUGUGCCUAGCAUAUCAGAUGCUAUAAAACUUCGUUGUGACAACAACAGAGCUAUUCACAAGCAAGGAACCUAG